AUGUCACCAGCAAAUAGCUCAUGUAUUCACCCCUCCUCUUUUCUGUUGUUGGGAAUCCCAGGACUGGAAAAUAUGCAGCUCUGGCUUGGCUUCCCAUUCAGCACAGUGUAUCUGAUUGCCCUCCUGGGGAAUGCCACCAUUCUUUUGGUGAUCCAGAUUGAGCACAGCCUUCAUCAGCCCAUGUUCUAUUUAUUGGCCAUUUUGGCUCUGACUGAUUUGGGCCUGUCCACUGCAACUAUCCCCAAAGUGCUGGGCAUAUUCUGGUUUGGUUUCAGWGAAAUUGCUUUCAGGGACUGCUUAGCUCAAAUGUUCUUCAUACACCUGUUCACAGGCAUAGAAACGUUCAUGCUUGUAGCCAUGGCCUUUGAUCGCUACGUUGCUAUUUGCCACCCUCUCCGAUACAACACAAUUCUCACCAACAGAACAAUUUGUUUUAUUGUUGGGAUAGGAAUGUUGAAAAAUUUUGUUUUGGUUUUUCCACUUAUAUUUCUCCUUCUAAGGUUGUCAUUCUGUGGACACCAUGUCAUACCCCAUACCUACUGUGAGCACAUGGGCAUUGMCCRUCUGGCCUGUGUCAGCAUAAAGGUCAACAUAUUAUUUGGAUUAAUUCUUAUCUCUAUGAUCCUUUUGGAUGUUAUUUUGAUUGCUGUCUCCUAUGUGAAGAUUCUCCAUGCUGUCUUUAAACUCCCAUCCUGGGAGGCCAGGCGUAAAGCUCUCAAUACCUGUGGUUCCCACGUGUGCGUCAUCUUAGCAUUCUUCACCCCAGCCUUUUUCUCCUUUCUGACCCACCGAUUUGGCCACAAUAUUCCACGUUAYAUCCACAUCCUCCUUGCUAACUUAUAUGUGAUUAUCCCCCCUGCUCUAAACCCCCUUAUUUAUGGGAUAAGAACCAAGCAGAUCCGAGAUCGGGUGGUGAUGAUAUUUUUUUGUAAGGAGGUUUGA
This is a messenger RNA of Urocitellus parryii (Arctic ground squirrel), 942 nucleotides long. Lineage: Eukaryota; Metazoa; Chordata; Mammalia; Rodentia; Sciuridae. The record is from RefSeq and is a predicted model, not a curated record.